CAAUGUGACACUUGAGUUUGUUAUUGUCGAUUGUUGAUAGUUUUGGUUGUGUCGUUUGCAAUGUGCAUCGAGAAAAUUUGUGCUAAUUUUGGCCAUUGGGAUUUGUGUAUUUGCUUAUGAAAAGCUCGGCUUGUGCUGUGUGCGUGUGGUUGUAACUGUAACUUGUAAGUUUAGUGCUUUCAGUUUUGGUGCUUAGAAAAAUUUCGUGCUUUCAUCGGGGUGUUCGCUUGCCAUGAACAAUCAAAGCAAUGUUCGUUUGUGCCGUGCCGUGCAACAUCAGCCGUGUAUUUAUGAUCACGCCGUGGCGAAUGUGGUUACGCGAGAGGCUUACGAUCGUGCCUGGCUGGAGAUAGCCAAAACGUGUGAGGAGUCGGUUGAUAGCUGCAAGCAACGUUGGCGCGAUAUACGAACCACUUUCGCACAACAACUAGUUGUAACACCCAAAAAGCGUAAAGGUAAUCGCGCACGAGAGAACAAUCUGCACGAUGUGUUAGAAUUUCUUAUACCCCACAUAAAUGACGAACUACCGUUUCGCGAAAGCGACGAUGAAGGAGCAGAGAUUGAAACGACACAUGUUGAUAACAAAGCACAAGAAAAUGCAUACGUAUCGAUUAAGACUGAAGUAGACGACGAUUUAUUAGAAGGGGGUGCGAUCAAACGCGAAAACGAGCAGUUAAAAGAAAAUAUUAAGAAUGAGGUAGAAAUUAAAAUUGGAGAAAAACAUAAUACUGAAGCUGUUAAGGUUAUUGCCGGCAAAAGACCACCAUCCGCUAGACUUAAAGUGUUGAGAAAGAACAGCGAGGAUGUUAAAGUGUCUGAAAGCAAGUCUAUUAGAAAGACAAAGUCCUUAGAAAAGCUUGUUAAUGCAGAAGAAAAGCUACAAACUUUUGUUGAAGCUGAAGUGACUAAGAAGUCAACGAGUGCAAAGAGUAAAGUCGGCACAUUUUACAUUAGUCCCACGAAUAGUGAAUCCGGUACAUUGUGUAUCAAGAAAAAUGGCGAUAGCAAUGAACUUCAUUGCGCAGCAGAUAAUGAAGCACAUGCAGCAGCUAGUGAGAGUAUUUUAGGCGAAUUUGAGCAUAAUGAAAUUGAGCAGCCGGAGAGCAAUGUUGAUGAGACUGAAAUUGACGAACAAAACGAUGAGCCACAAGACGAUUUUGUUAAAACACGACAAUAUCGUUACAAGCGCGCUUGUAAACGUGGCUUGGGUAAGAAGGCGGGCAACCAGCAAGAUUUGCGCCAAAAAGAUAGUUCCAUGAAAAGUAUUAGACGUGGUGCAUACCAUUUGAAAUCACUGGGCGAGGCUACAAACCAAUUGAUAGCGGCUGCUAAGCUGUCGAAGAAAACAGGCGACACAGCGCCAGUUGAAAAUCCAACCACAAAUCUUACAGCGCAUAAAAGAACACGUACCUUAUGUAUACCGCAAGGUGAUAUCACUAUGGUAGGCUCACAACAAGCCACAGCAGCCACAAUCAUGCAAACGUUAAGACCGGAAAGUUCUUUAAGUCCAGCUGGAAAAGUUGCAUUGCACGAUCUCAAUUCUUCACAAGCUUAUAACGAUCAAGGCGUACAAUGCAGUCUGCCGCCAACUUCAAGCGACGAUGAAUUCUUCGACACAUUAAAACCCUACUUGAACGAAAUGAAUGCGCGCCAAAAGUUGCAUUUCAAGAAGAAGAUCUUCGAGUCGUUAAUGGAAGUCUUCGAUAGCCCUAGCGAUUUCCCAACACACGACGAAACGAAAGCCAUCAUACCGAAGCAAUUGAGCGCCGUAAGUAGCGACGAAUUGCAUUUGGUGCGCGAACUCGUCGCUAUGGUGCAAGCAGCCAAGCAUACGCCAGAGCUCCACUUGAACCUGAGUGGUGUUAGUAGCGAGUUGGCCGCUAAGACGAGCGCAGAAAAGUGUGCUAUGACUUCUAGCGAGUUGGCCGCUAAGACGAGCGCAGAAAAGUGUGCUAUGAUUUCACCAACUCCAUCGAUGCGUUCUACGCCAUCACAACCGCCGCCGCCACUAUCAUUACGUGUUUCACCUUUCAAUGCUCCAACAACAACUGCAUAUCAAAAUGCAAAUAGGCCGACACCCAUGUUGCUCUCCAGAGCCGGUGGAACUGCAACUUCUAUGCAAACAACAAGCACCACGACCACAACACCAGGCUUACGUCUUAUACGUAAAUUGGUUAAGGUGAACGAAGUCGGCUCUUCCGCUUACAACUUGCCCACCACAAGCGGUGCUUAUGGGUCGAACAACGGUGAGAUCGUGCAUCGACGCAUUUACCGGAUUUACCCCAAAAGCAAUGUAACUAACGCCAGUUUAGAGAAUGCCGUGAAUGCUAGCGGUGUUGGCACGUUCAUUGUGCCACGCAGCACCGCUGAGGCUACAUCCAAUAAGGUCGGAACAGGCAAUAAGUUAGCCACCACCGAUACAUCAACACCCACCGCUUCACCGACUCCCACCGCUAACACAGCAACUAAACAAAAGUUACGUCAGUUGGUGACACCAGUUAGGGGCGUCAGUUCCUCGACAACCGUGUCAGCCACGUCCGCGAGCUCUGCUCAUGCAACCGUUAAGGCUGAUCGCAAGCCACCAACAAUUAGAAUCGGUGCGCGUCCACCAGCACGCCGUUAUUCAGUUUGUGGCGCCUUACCGAAUGUUACUGCCAGCAGCAACUAUUUAACUACCACUGCCAAUACCAAAGAACAGAUGUCCACAUCACCGAAAAUCACAAUUGCCCAUCGCUGUUCGCCCGCUCAUGUCGUGGGCAGAGAGGUUUUCAAAUUACCCACACCUUUUCGUAGCACAAUAUCCAGCGUAAACGCUACUGUCUCAACUGUUCUCACCAACACGUCUAGCUCCCGAACCUCGCCGGCACUUAGCGUGAGUGCUGGUGAUCGCAGUCCGGCUGUGCGUGCGGUACCCCUCAAUAUGGGUUAUAAAAAAUUCGUGAGCAAUGAUGAUAAAACACCUGCGUGGGCGUCUUCCAGCAAUCCUAAGGCUUGUCGUGACUCUUCAAGCUCUUCACAUAUCAACAACACAUCGUCAAGUUUUACGGCUUCUGGUCCCGUUGUUGGUGAGAAGCGCUCGCUGCCAAUGCUCGCAGAAUAUGGAAAGCGUAAUUGCUCUCUUACAGAGCAGCGAAAGGAUUCGGAAGCUGUCGACGGCUUUAUGGCGGAUAUGGGCAUUAUUGCUUCGGAUGACUUUGCCGUAUUGAAUAUUAAAAGCGAACCAGUUGAUGAGGAUUGAAGUUAUUCUUACAACAAAUAAAUGUUUG
Messenger RNA from Bactrocera latifrons, 3266 nucleotides. RefSeq lists its product as uncharacterized. The record is from RefSeq and is a predicted model, not a curated record. Lineage: Eukaryota; Metazoa; Arthropoda; Insecta; Diptera; Tephritidae. Gene Ontology annotation, biological process: regulation of transcription by RNA polymerase II. The coding region runs from base 233 to 3238 and encodes 1001 amino acids. Gene Ontology annotation, molecular function: DNA binding. The transcript is spliced from 3 exons. Gene Ontology annotation, cellular component: nucleus; transcription regulator complex.